Molecule: messenger RNA, 617 nt
Organism: Limulus polyphemus (Atlantic horseshoe crab)
Lineage: Eukaryota; Metazoa; Arthropoda; Merostomata; Xiphosura; Limulidae
Product: transmembrane protein 50A-like
Exons: 4
Biological process (GO): protein targeting to vacuole; late endosome to vacuole transport via multivesicular body sorting pathway
Source: RefSeq, a predicted model, not a curated record
AACGUCCUAUAAAUAUUGACAUUUAAUUUGUGUAAUGCUACCGACAUCUAUGAGAAGAAACAACGAAUUAAGUGUGUUGAUUGCAUACUAGAGAUACAGUACAUAUAUAUAUUUAUUUACGAUUCACUCAUUUUGUUGUUGCUUGUGAGUUGAAUUAGGCAUAGAGUUGGUAUUGGGUUAGAGACACACAAAAAAAUAUUUUUAUAAAAAUAACUAUCAAUUAUUUGUAUUUGCAUAACUUGAAAUGGCAGGGUGUUUAGAUAAUAUUCACAUUAACAGACCAGAGUGGCUGGAACUAGGGGAAAAGAGAAAUGCUGUGGCUUCUAUUGGAGCUGGAACAAUGUUCUUUACAGGUUGGUGGAUUAUCUUGGAUGUGGCAGCUAGAUACCCUAGUAUGGAUGAGUUUCACCAUGCUUACCAUGUCUGUGGAGUGAUGAGUACAUUAUCUCUGUUCAUGAUUAAUGCAGUUUCAAAUGGUCAAGUUAGAGGUGAUUCAUAUUCAACAGGUUGUAUUGGACAACAAGGUGCAAGAGUUUGGCUUUUCUUAGGAUUUGUCUUGGGAUUUGGAUCACUGAUUGCAGCUAGCUGGAUUCUCUUUGGUGCUUAUGUCAUUCCAA